AUGCAUACGAGGAAGGGCGACAGUGCCGGUGACUUCGCUGGAGGGAGCGAUGGGAGUGUUGUUGUAUGGCAUCGUGGGAUCUACCGACGACUUUCCGCCCUCUCCACCGCCGAGAGUGGCCUUCACCAGCAACAGGACAUUGCCUCUCCCGAAGAAGUGCGCGUCGCAGAAGAGAUUGCUGAGAUUAAGCGAUAUGAAGACUUCACCACCAUCGACUGGGUCCAGGAUGCCGCCCGCGAACAUCAACGUCGCAAGACCCGUCGCUUAUCUCGAGCUGCGCAUACUCGAUCUGGUCAACGACUAGGCUGGAGACACAAAGUCUGGGAAGCGUAUGAUGCUGCCCAGGGCUGGAUUGUGGUCACCUUGAUCGGCACAGCCAUUGGCCUCAACGCUGCCUUUUUGAAUAUCGCGACUGAGUGGUUGUCAGACACCAAGCGGGGCUAUUGCACGACUGCCUUCUAUCUGAAUGAGCAGUUCUGUUGUUGGGGUGCUGAGGAAGGGUGUCCCGAGUUUGUGCAUUGGUCGAAUUGGAAAGGCGUCAACUAUGUCAUCUACAUUUUCUUUUCGACCUUCUUCGCUUUCACGAGCGCAAGGCUGGUGAAGAGUUUCGCUCCGUAUGCCGCGGGAAGUGGCAUCUCCGAGAUCAAGUGCAUCAUUGCUGGGUUUGUGAUGAAGGGCUUCCUCGGCUUCUGGACUCUCCUGAUCAAGAGUAUAGCUCUGCCCCUAGCCAUUGCAUCGGGAUUGAGUGUGGGAAAGGAGGGCCCGAGUGUGCAUUAUGCGGUGUGCACAGGCAAUGUCAUCAGUCGCAUGUUCGACAAAUACCGACGCAACGCUGCCAAGACGAGGGAGAUUCUCUCUGCGUGUGCUGCUGCUGGUGUGGCUGUGGCUUUUGGAAGUCCCAUCGGAGGUGUACUGUUCAGCUUGGAGGAAAUGAGCAAUUACUUUCCGUUGAAGACGAUGUGGAGGAGCUACUUCUGUGCUCUGGUCGCUACCGCGGUGUUGGCCGCCAUCAACCCCUUUCGCACGGGACAGCUGGUCAUGUUCACUGUGAGGUAUGAUCGGACGUGGCACUUUUUCGAGAUCCCCUUCUACAUCAUCAUCGGUAUCUUCGGAGGCUGCUAUGGCGCCUUCGUCAUGAAAUGGAACUUGCGAGCUCAAGCUUUCCGAAAACGAUACUUGACUAAGUUCCCUAUCCUGGAGGCUACCAUACUGGCUGCGGGAACGGCAAUCAUCUGCUACUGGAACAUGUUUCUCAAGAUCGACAUGACGGAGAGCAUGGAGAUUCUCUUCCUGGAGUGCGAAGGCAGCCAUGAUUACGAUGGGCUGUGCGAGAAACAGAACCGCUGGCGAAUGAUCUUCUCUCUAUUGUUUGCCACUGUUCUUCGCACGUUCCUCGUCAUCAUCUCAUAUGGCUGCAAAGUCCCGGCGGGGAUUUUCGUGCCUUCGAUGGCCAUCGGAGCAUCCUUUGGCCGCAUGCUUGGCAUCAUGGUUGAAGCCCUACACGAGUCUUUUCCCGACGCAGCAUUAUUCUCCGCCUGCGAACCGGACGUCCCAUGUAUCACCCCGGGCACAUAUGCAUUUCUGGGAGCGGGUGCUGCUUUGUCGGGAAUCAUGCAUCUUACCGUCUCCGUCGUGGUCAUCAUGUUCGAGCUUACCGGUGCAUUGACAUACAUUCUCCCGACCAUGAUUGUCGUGGGCAUCACCAAAGCUGUCUCCGAGCGUUUCGGCAAAGGGGGCAUUGCAGACCGAAUGAUCUGGUUCAAUGGCUUUCCCUUUCUCGACAACAAAGAAGAUCAUACAUUCGGUGUACCCGUCAGUCAAUCCAUGACGGCUGAUCCUACCGUCCUGCCUGCUACCGGCCUCACCAUCCGGAAAGUUGAGCAAAUUUUAGCUGAAGCGAAAUUUCAAGGGUUCCCCAUUGUGGAAGACGUGCGGACUCGUCUGACGUUAGGAUACAUUGGCCGAACAGAACUGCGCUAUGCCAUCGACCGUGCCAAACGCGAUCAGCCCAUUGCAGCUACUGCCAAAUGUUUCUUUGCCCCCAGCGAGGGCCCCCGGACCGCUACCACGCCUUCUGCCUCUGCACCAGCUGUAUCAUUUCAUGACGCACCCGGUGGAGCAGCAGGCGGGAGCGUAAUGUCUGUAGAUUUCAGCAAAUUUGUUGAUCCCACUCCACUGGCAGUCCAUCCACGUCUUCCCCUGGAAACUGUGAUGGAAUUGUUCAAGAAACUGGGCCCCAGAGUGAUCCUCGUCGAACACCGUGGUCGACUGACAGGUCUAGUGACUGUCAAAGACUGCCUCAAGUUCCAAUUCCAGCACGAGCAGCAUGAGAAUCCCCGCGAUGAUUCCAGUCAGCUGCGCAAUCAAGAGCAGAUAUGGCUGAUAUUGCAAUAUGCUGCGAUGUGGGCGGGCGGCAAGCUCAGCUGGUUGGGAGAACAAGUUGGUCUGCGGAAGAGAUUGAGGCUGGACAGUGGUGGACGAUACUCCGAAUUGGGAGGUUCCCCGACGCAAGCGGAAAACCACACGCGAGAGAGCCGCCAUCAAAGUGCGUCGGGACUAGAUCCUGAAGGGGCGGGACCUGCUGCCGGAGGAGUAGAGUUGGAAGAUCGAAGAAAUGUAGUCAGCUGAGAAGAAAUCAGUUCAUGAAAAAUCCAGAUACUUGUACGAGCAGUCAAAGACCCAUUUUGAAUGAAAAUACCUACCUA
Messenger RNA from Sphaerulina musiva SO2202, 2705 nucleotides. Its product is annotated as Voltage_CLC-domain-containing protein. The record is from RefSeq and is a predicted model, not a curated record. Lineage: Eukaryota; Fungi; Ascomycota; Dothideomycetes; Mycosphaerellales; Mycosphaerellaceae. The coding region runs from base 1 to 2628 and encodes 875 amino acids. Gene Ontology annotation, cellular component: endoplasmic reticulum; Golgi apparatus; early endosome. Gene Ontology annotation, molecular function: voltage-gated chloride channel activity. The transcript has 2 exons. Gene Ontology annotation, biological process: intracellular copper ion homeostasis; intracellular iron ion homeostasis; transmembrane transport.